GGCUAGCGGCGGUUUCUGAUUGGACGGUGGGCCCUGUUUGAAAAGCGGCCGUUUGAGAGACUCUUUAACUGGCGGCCUCGAAGUAGGUAUUCCUUCUUCCCGGGAUACCAGUUCCAUCGUUAUCACUAUCACUAUCACCAUCAGCGCCAGCUGCUGCGAUGGCGUCGCCUGGCAAAUGGGAAAUAGUCAACAAGAAAAAUAAGAAAGCCACUUUGACAAGAAACGAGAAGAAGUCGGCGCGGAAGGCCUUGUCUGAGAACAUGCCUCGGAUAGAUCCAGUCCCUCCUUUGAAACCAUCUGAAACUCUCUUUGAGCUUGGAUUUGAAAAAAUAGGGAAGAAGCAAAACAAAGAACAAGUUCCUCCAACAUCAGCUCCUGAGAACCAACAGCCAAGAUCUUUCUCUGGAGGAAAAAUGGUCAAGAAAUCCUCUGGCAAUUCAGGAUUGAAGCACAAGCGGUUUCCUUCUUUGGACACUGCUGUUAAAGCUCUUGAUUUAAAAGAACUUCAGGAGCAGCUGGAUAAAAGCCAAAAUUUGUUUCCUGGAAAUCCAUCUGUCUGGGUGAAGGAUUUGGCUGGAUACUUGAAUUAUAAACUACAAGCGCCAGAGACAGACCCUACCCUCAGUCAAUAUUCAUUUGACUAUCCGUAUAGCCUUGCUAACAAGGAUCUUCGGAAUAUUAUCAAAUCGCUUUUGGGCAAAACAUCAGACCACUUGGAACACUUCUUUGACCACUGUAUCUAUACUAUGUUGCGUGAACAAGAUAAGGCUGCAGGUGAGUCCCUACAUGGCUACAGAGUUUGCAUUCAGGCUAUAUUGCUAGACAAGCCUCAUAUUGGAACAAUGAAUCUUGGAAAGUAUCUGGAAUUGCUGAGAUCCCAGUAUAAUAAACCAAAUAAGUGCCUCAGCAUCAUGUGGGCCUUGGGACAAGCUGGAACUGAUUUAGCAGAAGGACUUAAAGUGUGGCUUAACAUCAUGCUUCCUGUAUUGGGUGUCAAAGCUCUGUCUGCUUAUGCAAUUAGCUAUUUGGAUCGAUUGCUAAUGAUGCAUUCUAAUCUGUCCAAGGGAUUUGGAAUAAUUGGACCAAAAGACUUUUUCCCAUUGCUGGACUUCGCUUACAUGCCCAACAACUCACUUUCACCCAACUUACAGGAUCAAUUACGCCAUCUUUAUCCUCGGCUGAAAGUGCUGGCAUUUGGUGCAAAACCUGACUCUACACUACACACCUACUUCCCCUCUUUCUUAUCAAGAGCAACUCCCAACUGCCCUCCAGAGAUGAAGAAAGAGCUCUUGAAAUGUAUGGUUGAAUGCUUAACCACAGAUUCUAACAGUUUCAGUGUAUGGAGACAGCUGUACACCAAGCAUCUCUCUCAGUCCAGUCUCUUGCUAAAUAAUCUUUUGGAAAUCUGGAACAACCUUCCAGCAAAGGUGCAGAAAUCUCUGCAAGAAACCAUUCGUUCAUUUAAAGUUACAAAUGAAGAACUAUCUGGGAAAAGUACUGCAAAUUUGCAAGAAAUACAGGCCUGUAACACUGCAUGCAAUAAUCUCCUGCAGAAACUGAAAGGUGGUGGCUUCCCGUGGUUACGCCUGUUACUUGUGCUCACUGUUUUUGCAGCAGGCUUUGUGAUGCAUGACAUCCGAACACAUGGAUCCUUCAAUGCAUCGUCAUCUGCUCAUGUACUACAGCAGUCAGGAAUGAUGUCUGUGUCUCAGCAGGCUUGGAAUAAAAUAUCUCAUUAUUCUAAGCAGGGAUACAGCUGGAUAGAAACAAAUACUCCUUAUUACUACUCAGAAGCUGUAACAAUGUUUGGACCAAGUCUUGAGUUGGUUUGGAGGAGGCUGCUUGAACUAAUCAUAUAUACAAAGGACACAAUAUCAACUCGUAUGGCAUGGAUUGUUGAAAAUCUACCCAGAUUUACUGAAUGGCUUCAUUCUAGUCUCCCAGAUGUAAUGUUGCAGUUUGUAGAAUAUGUCAAGGAAUUGCUUCUCUUCGUACUUCAGAAUUACAUAUUACCAGCUUUAGAAUAUAUCAAAAUGGUAAUAAAAGAAUGGUGGAAGCAACUUGUUAAUUCUUGCGAGGGUGAAAUCAGUCGGGAGUGUCUGAAAACACAUUUUGUGAACCUGAUACAUUUAACAUGGAGUUAUCUCCAGAACACAAUGACUACUGUCAAAAACUGGACGUCCUCUAUGAUCUCCAAUCAUUGAACAAGAAGCAUAUUCCAAGCCUUUUUGAAAGCAACAAUUAUUGCAUUGAAGAAUUCCUAUGACUUGACCUUGCUUCCUGCUGUGGAGAAAGUUGAGAAUUAAUUGAACUAAAAGUACAAAUGCCACUAAUUUUCUGUUUAUAACAAUUUUUACUUCAUUCAAUGCAUGUAUUUUGUAUCCAAUUUUCUUCAAACUCGGAUGUUAUAACUGUCUUCUAAACAAAUUUCUUUCUGCACGUGAAACUUUGGAUAAUGAACUCAAUUUAAAGCUGCAAUGUUCAAAUGUUUAUAGUGUGAUAAUACAGCUGUUCAUUCUCUUGCUGCAAUAAUUAGACUUCUGAUUUCAACUGUUUAAGAUUACAGUAUUUUAAAAACCAAUGCCACGUGAACCAGCCAUGUUCAAUUUUAAUGGAACAACUUGUGUGUUUUUAAGUAACUGCAACAGUUGAUGGCUAACUUUGUGUUGCUGUAGUUUGUUUAUAAUUAUAAAAGGUAAAUUACUCUUGAAGCCAUUUGUUCUGCAGGCUGAGGGGUUUAUGGAAGAAUGUGGUAAAUGUUAUCAAAUCUAGCUUUUAGGUUCAACAGUACUCAUCAACUUUUGGCUAUUCAGAAACUUGAAAAUGGUUGCUUUAUUGAUUUGGUGACACCCUCUUUCAUUUAGCAAGAGUUUUCUAGGCAGUGUAGUAUCUAAUUCAUGAACAUCAUAAACACCUGAUAUGUUGCCUGAAAUGAGCACUUCAGAAUUUCUACAAAUUUGGUUAAUAUCUGAUAUGCGUCAUCCUAUCAAAUGGCCUAAAAAAUCCUAGUCAGUUGUGGUAAACAAUGAUAGUAUAAAUAGCAUCACUUCAACUAUGGUUUAACAGGAUGAAGUAGUUACAUCACUAAAUGCUUCCAUAAUAUUCUCCAGCCAGAGAUACUUUGAAGCAAAUACCCCUCCCUACAGUGCAUCCCUUCCUGUGUUUGGGACUGUUAUUAAUCUGUUAAUCCAGUGUUACACAUACAAAUGAUGUAAUCAAUAACUGUCCAAAAUGAGGUCUUGUCAUUUCCCAGAGUGUAAAUCAUUGCUAUUAUCCUACUCUUGCUUAAUCCCUUUACGUCCAAUUCUUGCAUAACAGCAUGUGGGUUUUGUAAUGCAUUAAUUUACACUAGUACACUGUCUUGUACUAGUGUACACAAUAUCACCAUUUGGUCUAAACCUUGGGUAAUGAUACUUCCUUUGACAUUCAAAUUAUUUUUGGUAAAUAUGCCCAAGUCAUGUUCCAUUUAUUUUGUUUGAGGAUUUCUAAGAUUGUAGCUGGUGCACUACAUCUGAAGACGUUUGUUAAUAACUUCCUUUGCAAAGUUGUGAUUCAGUUUUUGGCAGACAUUGCCCAGUGAUGUUGUUCAGUGUCAGUAUUGAUAACAACAUGUGAAGUUAUUUCAAGCAUGAUUGUAGGUUCUGCAUGAUUGGCUCAGUAGUUCAGUCUGCCCAGUUGCUCUUACGUGGAAGAUUGUAUGGCUGAAAGGAACUGCUCCUACUGCCAUUGCUUUUCGAAGAUUUGUUUGUUUGCAUACACAGCUUUUUAAAAAUAUGAUACUAUCCUCCUAAACAUAGUAAUCAUUUCAGUUACAAAUGCAAUGUGUGAAAUAUAGUACAUGUAAUGCACAUCUGUGUUGAUCUUAUCUUGCAUUUAUUCUUCAAAAAGCUACAGUUGGCCACGUACUUGAAUUUUUUUCAUCCAUUUCAAAGGGAGACCAAAGUGAUAUGGAGAUAAUUAUAGAUGUGUUUUUUGUCAUUCUACCAUUAUUUCUUUUCCAAUAAGAACUACAACUAAUGUUCAUCUAAAUUAUGCCCAUAAAUUUAUGGGAAAGGUUGAGAAGACUACUAUUUACUUUAAGAUGUAGUUAAGACUGCAUGUGUAUUUAUGAAAAUAUAAUCUUUAUUUUGUAUUAUUCAAUUAAUUUGGAAUGUGAAUAUAGUAUAUUUCACUUUAUUUAUAUUUAAGGUGGUAGUUUUAUUAAAAAAAAAAUUGUUUCCUGUAUCUUAGUGCUCUCUAACCACUUUCUCUCCUUGUCUAUCCAAAAUAUUAAGCAAAUUUCACUUGGUUCAUCAUCUGGCCCCAUUUUAUUAAUUGACAUUAUGAUUUGAUUUAUAGUUUCCUUGUUCAUUGACUAAUUUAUUCAAGGGUGUUUUUUUAAAACACUGAUUCUAUAUGUACAUACUGAUUGUGACCCAAGCAGUGGAUGUAUUUGACCAACACAAUGUUUAAUUCUCCUUCAGAACAUGAAAUUGAUAAUGUGUAUUGUCCCAAUGUAAAUUUCAAUCAUGAAUAUUUCUGGUGGAAAAAAAUAAAGAUACCCUGCAUCUUU
Molecule: messenger RNA, 4552 nt
Organism: Stegostoma tigrinum
Lineage: Eukaryota; Metazoa; Chordata; Chondrichthyes; Orectolobiformes; Stegostomatidae
Gene: tmem214
Product: transmembrane protein 214
Exons: 17
Coding region: 159-2204 (681 amino acids)
Cellular component (GO): endoplasmic reticulum; Golgi apparatus
Source: RefSeq, a predicted model, not a curated record